GCACACUACUAUACUACUCUUUCGCUGUUAAGUUUCCUCCCAACUUCUUUUGCGAUUUUUUUUUGUUUUCGUUGUCAUUUUUCAACUAGAUAAAACCUUCGAUAUAUAUAUAUAUAUAUAUGCGUUGGAAUUUCGUUUGUUUUUUUCCCGAGAAUAGAGUCUAGAAUUUUUCAAAAUUUAUGAACAGGACUAGCACACAAAGGGAAAAGAAAAUUUAAGUGAAAAGAAAGGCAACAAUGGAAUUUGAGAAGAAACAAAUCGGUCUAGGGACUGAAUCGAAUUCAGUUAAACUUAAAUAUGUGAAGCUUAGUUACCACUACUUGAUCUCCAACGCCAUUUAUCUUUGUCUUGUGCCGCUGAUCACUAUAGCUUCGGCUCAUCUUUCUGGCGAAGACUUCAUCCAUUUGUUCAGCCACCUUUAUAAGCUCAAUCUCAUCUCAGUUACAAUAUGCACCGCGCUUACGGUUUUCCUUGCAUCCAUUUACUUUGCACGUCGUCCUAGGCCAGUUUACUUGCUGAAUUUUGCAUGUUACAAGCCCGACCCAUCGCUAAUGUGCAGCGAAGAAACUUUCAUGAAAAGAUCUGAGCUUACUGGGAGUUUCUCGGACGAAAGUUUAGCGUUUCAAAAGAAAAUUCUGGAGAGAUCAGGAUACGGAGAGAAGACACAUGUAUCGAAAUCACUGUUGGAAGUCCCAAUGAACAUGAGUGUGGAGGCAGCAAGAAAUGAGGCAGAGAUGGUGAUGUUUGGAGCGAUCGACCAAUUGUUGGCGAAAACUGGGGUGAAUUGUAAGGAUAUAGGGAUUCUUGUUGUGAAUUGCAGCGUCUUCAAUCCAACGCCGUCGUUGUCAGCCAUGGUUGUGAACCGGUACAAGCUCAGAGGGAACAUUCUGAGCUACAACCUUGGUGGAAUGGGCUGCAGUGCUGGCCUCAUUUCCAUAGACCUGGCCAAACGCUUGUUACAGGUACAGCCCAACUCGUAUGCGCUUGUAGUGAGCAUGGAAAGCAUGACUCUCAACUGGUAUGGUGGUAAUAACCGUUCGAUGCUCAUCACAAAUUGCCUCUUCCGUCUGGGUGCAGCUGCGAUCCUCUUAUCAAACUCAUUAUCUGAUCGUCAUCGUUCAAAGUACCAGCUCGUUCACACUUUACGAACACACAAAGGUGCAGAUGAUAAAAGUUACAACUGUGUCUUUCAAAAAGAAGACAUGGAGAAAAGACUUGGCAUCUUACUCUCCAAAGACCUUUUGACGGUGGCUGGUGAAGCCCUUAGAGCCAACAUCGUAACUUUGGGGCCUUUGGUCCUUCCCAUGUCUGAACAAAUCCUAUUUUUGACAAAUUUCGUAGCGAGAAAGGUGUUCAAAAUGAGGAUAAAGAAUUAUGUUCCUGACUUUAAGUUGGCUUUAGAGCAUUUUUGCAUACAUGCUGGUGGGAGGGCCGUGCUAGAUGAGUUAGAGAAGAACCUUGGAUUGACUCAGUGGCAUAUGGAGCCCUCAAGGAUGACUCUUUAUAGAUUUGGGAACACCUCUAGCAGCUCUUUGUGGUAUGAACUGGCUUAUUGUGAGGCUAAAGGGAGGAUCAAGAAAGGGGAUCGAGCUUGGCAAAUUGCAUUUGGAUCAGGAUUCAAGUGUAACAGUGCUGUGUGGCGAGCUUUGCGCACCAUUGAUCCGACAAAGGAAAAGAACAAUCCUUGGAUGGAAGAGAUUGAUGAAUUUCCUGUUCAUGUGCCUUAAGGGAGCUGGCCAGCAUCCAUUAAUUCUGAAUGAAACCACUUCCUAGGAAUAAUUAGAACAAUAUUACUAUAAGAUGCAUAUAUAUGUCGUACUAUGUGUGAAUUGUCUGUCCUAGCUGUUUGUUCCCCCUCGAUCUCCUGCUGAAAGCGUGUCUUUAUCUAUCGAACUAUUUAAAUAAAUGCAGGCCAGCGUUAGUGCCUUUGGAGUACAAUGUACAAUUAAUAGAUCAAUCAUAUGAUCAGAAUAUUACUGCUCUUUA
Molecule: messenger RNA, 1986 nt
Organism: Juglans regia (Persian walnut)
Lineage: Eukaryota; Viridiplantae; Streptophyta; Magnoliopsida; Fagales; Juglandaceae
Product: 3-ketoacyl-CoA synthase 2-like
Exons: 2
Coding region: 237-1727 (496 amino acids)
Biological process (GO): fatty acid biosynthetic process
Cellular component (GO): membrane
Molecular function (GO): acyltransferase activity, transferring groups other than amino-acyl groups
Source: RefSeq, a predicted model, not a curated record